AUGUCCCUCCCCGGCGCCACGCCUCCCCUCCUCCUCACCAAGCGCCUCAACGCCUUCCUGCACGCCCACCAGACCGCCCACCUGCCGACGCUCCUCCUCACCACUCCGCAGGGCAAGCUGCUCGCCCACGCCUCGUCCCAGCCCGUCUCCGUCCUGCGCACCCACGCCACCGUCGCCGCCUCCCUGCUCGCCAUCCACACGGCCUCGUCCGCCGCCAUCCCCACCGCCCUGCCCGGCUCGCGCACCCCCGACCCCAUCAGCAGCUCGCCCGCCAGUUCCCGCGGAAGCGACCAUGACCACUACGGCGGCGGCGACGGCGAUGCCAAGCAGAGGUCAAAACGCACCGUCAGGCCGGGCGUCAUCACCGUCCAGCUGAGCGAGGGAACAGUCAUCAUCCGGCGCCUAAAGUGCGGCCUGCUCUUUGUCUGCGUCGGCCCCGCGGCGUCCAGUCUGCAGGAUCAUCAUCAUCAACACCACCAGCACCAGCACCAGCACCACUCGUCGUCGUCGCAUGAGAACGGGGACGGAGUGGGCAGUCCGAGCGAGGUCGAGAGCCUCAUUAGCGCGGGCGGCAUGACGACGUCGAGCUUGGAGAGCGCGAGCGCCGCACCCGUUGUGGCGAUGAGGAGGCAGGCUGCUGAGUUGGCCCGGUGGCUGGAUGAGAAGCUGGGGACGCUCAAGGUUCCCGAGGAGGGGAUUGGUGUUGUUGAGUUUAGGGAUUGA
Messenger RNA from Trichoderma reesei QM6a, 723 nucleotides. RefSeq lists its product as uncharacterized. The transcript has 2 exons. The coding region runs from base 1 to 723 and encodes 240 amino acids. NCBI's taxonomy places the organism in Eukaryota, Fungi, Ascomycota, Sordariomycetes, Hypocreales, Hypocreaceae. The record is from RefSeq and is a predicted model, not a curated record.